Molecule: messenger RNA, 4643 nt
Organism: Aphis gossypii (cotton aphid)
Lineage: Eukaryota; Metazoa; Arthropoda; Insecta; Hemiptera; Aphididae
Exons: 2
Coding region: 1105-2577 (490 amino acids)
Source: RefSeq, a predicted model, not a curated record
UUUGUUAUUUUAUUCGACAGUGCAUCGGGCCGUUUUUUUUGACUUUCGAAUUGUUUAUUUUGUCUAUUGAAGUCAAGCAUAUGCACGUGGGUUGCGGAUCUUGGCGGUCAACAGCAUAUCGUCCAUUUUGAGAGGUUAUGGUUCAAUUAGUUAUUCAAUCCGUUCAAUCCGUUAUUAGAACGUACAUCUGGAGUUUACUGUUGUAUGGAUGUGAGACAUGGACGAUUGGGAAGUAUGAAAGAGAUAGACUUGAAGCAAUGGAAAUGUGGUUAUGGCGAAGAAUGACAAGAACAAGAUGGAUAGAGCGGAAAAGAAAUGAGACAAUACUAGAAGAAAUAGGUGAAACAAGAAGCAUGUGGACAUCAAUAAUGAAGAGAAAAGUCAAACUAGUGGGACAUUUGCUGAGACACAAUGACUUCAUCACCAACAUUUUUGAAGGAAAAAUAGCAAGCAAACGAUCACGAGGACGUCCAAGAAAAUCUUAUUUUGAAGACCUGAAUCAUCUCAUGGGCUGCUCCUCCUACCAACAAUUGAAGAGAAUGGCAUGGGACAGACAAGAAUGGUUACACCGACAAGGCACUGCCUUUAGAAGCUGAUGAUGAUGGUUCAAUCGGCGACAUGUUCACGGUAACGCGUUAUCACACAUGUGAUACGCGAUAUUUUAUAUCUUUGUAUUAUCAUUUUGUUUUGUUGAUACUAUAAUCAGUUUUAUUAUUAUUUAUUUUCAUUAUUAUUAUAUUACCACUGAUUUUGUUCAUUUUAGUAUUAUUAUAAUACAUUUUUUGAUUUUAUAUAUUAGGUGGGCGCCUACUCCCCAUAUAAGUUGUCAUUUUAUUUAAAUAUAAUAUGUAUUCCGGGUAUGUGAUGUACUGAUAUACUAUUUUAAUACAGUCCACAAUUAAUAUUUUAUUACAACAAUCAGGUGUUAUUUUUUUAAUUAAAUAUUAUUACUCCUACUGUUUGGUUGUAUAUAUGUUUGUCAUUAUUUAAGUACACACAUCUACAUUUUUGGUCCUUCGAGCCGGAUAAUUUUAUGUAAUUUUUAAUUAAUUAAUUUCUCCGUCUUGUCUUGCUUGCUCUUUUAUUCCUUAAAAAUCGGUUAAUAUGGGAAGGCCUAAGCGUCAAGACUCGGACAAUGUUGAAAAUAAACGGUCGUUAAUUCGUGCUCGUGCAUCGCGGGAUGCAUCGUUACGGUCAAUUAAGAAAAUAAAUACUAUAGGCGAGGAAGCUAAAAUAAAUGUCGAACUUCGCGCAUUGUUUGAAGCUCAUUACUUGUCAUUGAAACGGUUCACUGAUCAAUUUGAGUUAGCACAGCAAGCAGUAUUAAAUGCUCUUGUUGAUUCGGAUAAUGUAGGCGAGUUUGAAACGGUUGAUUCUGAAGUCACUGACGCUAUGGAAGAGAUAUGUGCAAAUAUUCAACUCAUUGCUACUGGCUUCCAUAACGCUUCGGUUAAUGUUGUUGCUACUAAUAAUGUUUCUACUGGUGCAAGAAAAAUAGCUCAGCCUGUUGUGCUCCCAAAAAUUGAAUUACCAAAAUUUGAUGGUAAUGUACUUGAUUGGGUAUCAUUUCGGGACAUGUUUCAAUCACUAGUUCAUGACAACCCUGAUAUUUCCAACAUUCAACGUUAUCAUUUUUUAAUUCUAAGCUUGUCCGGUCCAGCGCUAGCAGUAGUGAAAGCCAUUCCGUUGACGGCUGAUAAUUAUGUCAUAGCUUGGGACGCAUUAAAACAAUCAUUUGAGAAUCAACGGUUAAUAGCUUCUGCACAUAUUGAUAAACUAUUUUCAUUUGUGCCUUUGAAGAAAGAAUCAUUGUCGUCACUAUCUUCAUUUGUUCACGUAUUUACCGAAAAUGUCUCGGCUAUUAAAGCACUUGGUGUUCAAGAUUUGGCUGGUUUUAUCUUGUUUCACAUCGGGGCCCGAGUAAUUGAUACAGAGACCAGGAGACUUUUUGAAGCUAGCAUCGAACAAAAUGAAGUACCUAGUUUAGAUAUGCUAUUAAAAUUUGUAGAAAAGAGAUGCAAAAUCUUAGAAAAUGUUGGAACCUCGGUUGGAACUAACGAAAAACAGGAUAACACCUUUAAAGGUAAUAGUAAGAAGACAAAAGGUGGGCCUCCUGGCAAAACUUCAUUGACAAUUUCAACUUCAUCUACUGCAUCAAAGUGUCCAUUCUGUCAACAUGAACAUCAAAUUCAUCGUUGUUUCUCAUUUAAGCGCAAACCAAAUACGGCGCGGCGUAAGUUUGUGAGUGACAACAGUUUAUGUUUUAUAUGCUUAAAACCUGGACAUAAUGCCAGCUCUUGUACUGCCGGUUUUACAUGCAAGAAAUGUGAAGGUCGUCAUAACACACUGUUACAUCUGGAAAGUUUUGAUGUAAAAAACAAUAGUGAAGUGACACAGAAGGAAAAUACAAAUGUUCAGGCCAGUACGUCCAAACCAGUUGGAAAUAAUACUGUGUUUGCAGGUACUAUAUCAACACAAACAACUGUUGUAUUAGGGACUGCUGUUAUUCGGGUACAAGAUAACACAGGUGCUAUGCAUCAGAUCAGAAUUUUAUUAGAUAGUGGGUCACAAGUUUAGUUUAUAAUGCCAUUAGGUAAUAAUAACACUCGUUUCUAAUUAAAAUUAUUAUAGAGUAACAAUACAAAAAAAGAAUCAUUUAAUGAAAUUUAACUGGGAUGGGAAUAUAGGAUUAAUAUAAAACAGGUAGACUGAAUAAUUAUUUAAUGAAUAUUUUGAAAAUGUAUCGCAAUAUUACUGAUACAGUAUCAACGAAAUUUUAAUUCAGUUAUAAAUGUAUAAUAUGAACUUAUUCGAAAAAACAAUUCAUUCUUAAAACAUAAGAACACACUCCGUAAUUUACUUUUUUACAUAACAAUAAAUUGUAUUUUUAUAAUUACAUAUAAUAAAACAUGUGUAGUAAUUCUUAUUAUAUUAUGUAUUUACAAUUAUUUUCUGUACGUAAUUAUCAAACUAAUUAGUUUUUUUAUCAUUAUUUUAAAUAAAAUAUUUUGAGUUUUACACUGAAGCAUUUAAAAUUUAGAUUCUAAACCAUGCAUUACCCACAUUUAUUUUACUUAACUGAAAACAAUUAAAAUCUCUAUAAGACAUAAGUGAUUAAGAUAUUAAUUUAAGAAAUCAUAUAAAUUGCAAGAUUUUUAACUAACAAAAAUAUUACUCGUGUGUGAGCCAUAAAUUCAGUCUUCGUGCGACGUUUAUCGCAACCGGUCGUGUUUUAUUUGUAUCGCUCGACGCUCGCUUAUCUAACUGUCGUGCGUAAAUACAAAGUUCACUGUAUGGUGCAUCGCAAGCAUGUUAAAUUGUCAAAUACCAGGCCCAACACAGGACAACACAAACGCUCCAGCAGUGUCGCCCUCUCUCCACAGCAUGUCAGCAAAAAUAGAUAUGCUCCACUCUCAAAUGUUAAUGAUACAGAUGACGUCAACGCAGAAAUUACUGAUAUGGACAUAGUAGAGACAAAAUCUCGCCAGUUAUAACUGCGGAUUUCAACUUCCAUAAUAAAAAUAUAUUUUUAAAACUGAACCUAUCUACCGUCGACGACUAUCGUUCUGUUACAAAAUAUUUCUCCGAAAACAAUAUUAAAUAUCAUACAUACCAACUUCCGGAAGAUAGAAAUAUUUCCAUAAUAAUAAGAAAUCUACCAACAUCGAUAUCUGAAGCAGAAAUCUUCGAGGAAUUAUCUAAUCUAAAAUUUAAUGUCACGUCUGUUACCCGUCUACAAAACCGUCAUAAAUCACCAAUUCCAAUCGUCGCCGUUAUCCUUGAUAAAUCAGAAAAAAAUUUUUUUUCACUAGAUCGUCUUCUUCAGUGCAUAAUUACGGUAGAAAAUAGAAAAACCGAUAACUCCAUUCCUCAAUGUCAAAAUUGCCAACGUUUUAAUCAUACAAAAAAUUUCUGUAAACUACCUCCUAGAUGCGUUAAAUGCCCAGAACAACACCACUACUCGGAGUGUACUAAAGAUUUAAAUAGCCCACCGACAUGCGUAAACUGCAAUGAAAAUCAUCCUGCAAAUUAUAAAGGAUGUAAAAUCUAUAAACAAUUAACAAAUUAAAAACCACAGUAUCUAUAAUAGCCGUGGUCAUAACCCAAGGUUUAUUAUUAUUUAUUUAUUGAUAGUGUUUGAACUUCCCGCCGCUUCCAGCGCAACAUUUGGCAACCGGUCCGCGGAACACCGCGUCGCGCGGCCAGCGGACACCGGGCUUCGGCCAAGUCGCCGCCGGCGACUAAAGUUUAGUUGUAGUUUUUCGUACGCUCGACUUGAGCGGACCGUGCGUGUAUCGCGUCCGGCCGUUAUUCCGUUAUUCGGUGCCGUCGCGUGGGUGUCGCCGAUAUUCGCGCACAUAUUCUUAUUUAUUUAUCCGUGUCGGUACAUCCCAGUCGUCUGAUUCCGACGGGCUAUACUUCGUACCCGAUACAUCGUUCAUUAUUAUUAUUAUUGUGUGUGUAUCCGUCGUGCGACGCUACUUCAGUGCCGUGAUUAUGUAAUUUGCAUAUCACGUAAUCGGUCAUUCGCCGCCGCCAACAGCCCCCGCUUCCCGUCCACCUGCGUGUCACAGCACCAUCGCAACAGCUGUUCCAGUCGCCGCCGCCGAUACACCACCCCACCGCGGCGCAUGUGCCGGCCG